Messenger RNA from Brassica napus (rape), 846 nucleotides. RefSeq names its product AAA-ATPase At3g28580-like. The coding region runs from base 1 to 846 and encodes 281 amino acids. The record is from RefSeq and is a predicted model, not a curated record. Gene Ontology annotation, molecular function: ATP hydrolysis activity; ATP binding. NCBI's taxonomy places the organism in Eukaryota, Viridiplantae, Streptophyta, Magnoliopsida, Brassicales, Brassicaceae. The transcript has a single exon.
AUGUAUAAGAAGAAGAAGGAGGAGCUUAAAAGAGAUCUGGUCAAGUUCAGUAAGAGCAAAGAGUACUACAAGAAGAUUGGGAAAGCUUGGAAGCGAGGGUAUCUUUUUUAUGGACCACCCGGGACUGGGAAAUCAACAAUGAUUGCUGCAAUGGCGAAUUUCUUGGAUUAUGAUGUUUAUGAUCUUGAGUUGACAACGGUGAGGGAUAAUACACAGCUAAGAAGGUUAUUAAUCGACACUUCGGCGAAAUCGAUUAUUGUGAUUGAAGAUAUUGAUUGUUCACUUGAUCUCACUGGACAAAGAAGGAAAAAAGAAGAGGAAAAGGAAGAUGGAGACGAGAAGAGCAUUCUGAAGAAGAUGAUGGAAAAUGAAGAUGAGAAUACAGCGGAUAGCAAAGUUACUCUAUCAGGGUUGUUGAAUUUUGUUGACGGAUUAUGGUCAGCUUGUGGUGGGGAGAGGAUCAUUGUAUUCACUACAAACUUUGUAGACAAGCUAGAUCCGGCUUUAGUUCGCAAAGGAAGAAUGGAUAACCAUAUAGAGUUGUCAUAUUGCUGUUUUGAAGCGUUCAAGGUAUUGGCAAAAAACUAUUUGGAUGUGGAGGAGAGUGAGCUUUUUGAGGAGAUAAAGAGGUUGCUUGAGGAUAAAGAAAUUAAGAUGACACCAGCGGAUAUUGCAGAAAAUAUGUUACCUAAAUCUGAAAACGAAGGAUCAGAGACAUGUUUGAAGCGUUUAAUCCAAGUGUUGAAAGAAGCAAAGAGGAAGGUCGAGGACGAUGUGGAAGAGAAGAAGAGAGAAACAGAAGAGAAAGAGAAAGCAGAGACAGCCCCCAAUGAAGGAGAACAAUAA